Molecule: messenger RNA, 2023 nt
Organism: Menidia menidia (Atlantic silverside)
Lineage: Eukaryota; Metazoa; Chordata; Actinopteri; Atheriniformes; Atherinopsidae
Source: the annotation of a GenBank genome assembly
UCCCAGCCAGUGUUCUCAUAUUCACACUGUCACUACUGUGCGUAGCCUCACAUAAACACAGGCGGACACAAAAUGCACAGCUGGCCGGGCAGCGGACAGGACCGAUAACUUUGUGUCAGCCUCAGCCCUCCGUGCUGUUAUGCUGUCUUUAACUUUGUGAUUGUACAUCAAAGACCACUGCCAAACAAUGAGAGGCGCCCUGAAGAGAAAGUUAGACGAGGACGAGAAAAGUCCCUGCUCUUCCUCGUCCUCUUCGUCUCCAUCCUCCCCCUCCUCCCCCUCCUCCCCCGCCUCCUCCGGGUGGGAGUCUGAGGGGGACAGCGGCUCCUCUGGGAGCCAGCACUUCUCACCUCGCCGUCCCGCCUCUCCCAGCUCUCUGCCCGUUCGCUCCAUCCUGAAGAGGCCCGGGCUUACCAAAGGGCAGAGCAGCGUGUGCUUCGGUCAGGUGACUGUGUUCAGCUUCCCCCGCUGCCAGGGCUUCAGCAGCGUGCCGGGCCGCGGGGGGGCGUCUCUGGGCAUGGCGUGGCGGCACAGCGCCCUCCGCAGGUUCACGGUGGCCGAGCACGCGCUGGAGCGCAGGCAGAGGCGCACGGAGAGGCUGAGGCAGGACAGGAUGGAGGCCCUCACACAGAAACCAAUCGAAAGCGGAGCCGUCGAGCAGCCCGAAGCCGGCAGCCUCCCUCUGGACCGGGUCCUGGACGAGGACGCUGACGGCCCCGGUGGUGACUCCGAGCAGGAGGACGGAGGUUCCCUUCAGCCCUUCUCCUCCAAACAGCGGCAGGCCCUCCUCCAGGCGGCGGGGGUGACGUUCAUCGACCGGGAGGAGAAGAGGCAGCUACACGCCCUGCGGCUCUCCAGAGGAAGCUGUGGCUGUGACUGCCAGGGCUUCUGCGAACCCGAGACCUGCGCAUGUAACCUGGCAGGCAUCGGUUGCCAGGUGGACCGCUUCAACUUCCCGUGCGGAUGCACAAAGGAGAACUGCGGGAACACCCGGGGGUGCGUGCAGUUCGACAGCAGGCACGUGCGCACCCAUUACAUCCACACUGCCAUGAGGCUGGAACUGGAGCGCCGGCUGCAGGAGGAGGGGCGGGGCCCGGGGGGCCCGGGGGGCCAGACGGGACUUCCCGAGGAGCUUCACGAGCACGGAGACGAGGAGGAGGCUCAUCGGGCGCAGAGUGCAGGGGACAAGAGAUGUCCGUUUGGGUUUACUCUGGAGGAGGACGGCCUUCCUCUCACCAUGCCCGCUGCUCCCGCCUUCCAUUUCAUCCCCGAGCGGCUGGCCGGAGAGGAGAACAGCUGCUGCAGCGACACCACCGAGUCCUCCUGCUCCUCCUCCGACUCGGACGCAGGAGCUCCCCCGAGCGGGGGGAGCAACGGAGGUCUAACCUCCGACACAGACGAGCUUUCGUGCGUCCAGCCGAUGGAAACACAGGAACCACUAACGCAGCACAGCAGCAGCUCAGAGCUGUCUGAGCUGUCUGAGCUCAGCACCGGAGCUCAGACCCCCAGCCCCCUGUCAGAGGACGGGAGGAGGGCCUAUCUGGACGAGAACGCAAAUCAGUCCAGAGACUUCUUUGACGAUGACUCUCUCGAGGAUUUCCCCAACACCCCCUCUCCCACUGUGGACUACUCCUUAGGCAGAUACAUGGACCUCAGCCUGUCAUCUGACUCCGACCUGGAGUUUUUUGACAGCGACUACCCCAUCGGACCUCUGUGCAGCUUUUUCAAAGAGCACAGACAUUCAGGCAGCUUUCAGCCCCUCCAGCUGUUUAGCUCUGUGAAUUUACCACAGUACGAGUCAAGCACUCGCCUCCUAGAGUCUCUGAUCGGCCUGACCUAAUCCAGAAAGGACCACAUGCAGUUUCCAUAGCUGAUUUGUAAAAUAGAGCAACAACACAUCUGAGAGAAUAUCUGUAAAGAGCACUGAUUUUAUAUAUAUUUGUAAUAUGAUUUUACAAAGAAUGAUUGAUAAUGUAUUUUUCCAAAAUACAUUUUUUCUACUGCCUUAAUAUUAUUUUCUCUU